UGCUCAGUAUCCGCGGCGCCCAGGAGGAGGAGCCUCCAGACCCCCAGCUGAUGCGGCUGGACAACAUGCUGCUGGCGGAGGGCGUGGCCGGGCCGGAGAAGGGCGGCGGGUCGGCGGCUGCGGCAGCGGCUGCGGCGGCCACCGGCGGAAUCGGCGCCGACAACUCGGCAGAACACUCUGACUACCGGGCCAAGCUGUCGCAGAUCCGGCAAAUUUACCACACAGAGCUGGAGAAGUAUGAACAGGCGUGCAAUGAGUUCACCACCCAUGUGAUGAACCUGCUGAGGGAGCAGUCUCGAACACGACCCAUCUCGCCCAAAGAGAUCGAGCGCAUGGUCAGCAUCAUCCACCGCAAGUUCAGCUCCAUCCAGAUGCAGCUGAAACAGAGCACCUGCGAGGCCGUUAUGAUCCUGCGCUCGCGUUUUCUUGAUGCCAGACGAAAGAGGAGGAACUUCAACAAACAAGCGACAGAGAUCCUAAACGAGUACUUUUACUCCCAUCUCAGUAACCCCUAUCCCAGCGAGGAGGCCAAAGAGGAACUGGCGAAGAAGUGUGGCAUCACAGUGUCACAGGUAUCAAACUGGUUUGGGAACAAGAGAAUCCGAUACAAGAAGAACAUCGGCAAGUUCCAAGAAGAGGCCAACAUGUACGCAGCGAGGACCGCCGUCAACGCGACCAGUGUGUCUGCUCACGGCAGCCAGGCCAACUCCCCUUCAACUCCCAACUCAGCAGGUUCUGCUGGCUCUUUUAACAUGUCAAACUCCGGAGACUUGUUCAUGAGUGUGCAGUCCCUCAAUGGGGACUCGUACCAAGGGGGGCAGGUUGGGGCCAACAUACAAUCCCAGGUGGAUACCCUUCGCCAUGUUAUCAGCCAGACCGGAGGAUACAGUGACAGCCUCGCAGCCAGCCAGAUGUACAGUCCACAGGGCAUCAACACAAACGGCGGCUGGCAAGAUGCUCCGACUCCUUCGUCAGUGACAUCGCCCACAGAAGGACCCGGAAGCGUUCAUUCAGAUACUUCCAACUGAAUAUAUCCAUCUCUACACCUCAUCCACAAAAAGAAAAAAAAAAGAAAAAAAAAACAACAACAUGGACUGACGUUGCUAUUCACAGUAUUAAACAAAGGAAUUCACUGUCCCACAGUUUGGCGAGGUGCUGUGAAAUCCUAACCAGAAAAAGUUUCAAAAAAAAAAAAAAUAUUUCCUCUGCUUAUACCGUUGGACUUUUGGGAUACAAACAAGAAGUUUCACAAUAAAAGUCAAAACAAUAUCGCAAUCAAUGGAGACGUUUGUACAGAUUUCACAUUAUAAUCGGAGGGCUGGGGUUCCUUAUUCACUCGUAAUGUUUUCACUCAUUAUGAUGAAAUGAUAAAGUAAAGAAAUGAAAAAAAAAAAUCAUUGGUUUUAACUGAAAAUACUCCAUUCUACCUCUCAGCCACUAAAAAAAAAAUAAAAAUAAAAACGUAGAAAAAAUGUCAGUGACCAUUAUUUGUUUUGUAAAAAUGAAAACUUUUUGUCUUUGCAAGCAAGAGGCACAUCUUCUUACUUACAUUUUGUUGUCUCUCACCUAUUCUAUGGUACGCCAUUUAGACUUAAAUAUUGCUCAGUUGUUUACAAUGUGUGCUUGAUUAAAAAAAAAGAAAAAAAAAAAAAGUAUGUUCAUCUUCCCUCCCCCCCUGCCUCCCUCUGUCUCCGACGAGUCAAAACCGAGUUCUGUCAGGAGAUUCUUACCUCUAAGGUAACCCUGUGAAGUAUGUUAUCUGUAAAACAAUAAAUAAAUACUUGUCAUCAAAUCAGACAAGCUUGACAUCGUUCAUUAAGAUGCAAGAUAUAUUAAAUUAUUUUACACAUUGUUGGUUUUGGUUCUGCAGCAUAUUGGUAGAGUGACAGUUACAGAAAUGUCUGAUUUACUGACGCAAUAAGAAGAACAAGAAUUGUGUCUGGGUUUUUUUGUUUUUUUUCUGUUGAUCUUUGCUGGACGAGGAGAAAAAAAAACUGUUAACUUGAAUCCUUCCUGGUGUUUUUUUUUCUGUCAUUGAUUUCCACCAUCUCUCUGCAGAAGAAGGGUUUGUUUUGGACAAUGCCAAAAUGCUGAUGUAACCAAAAGAAAACCAAGAAAAGUCUGUUUUUAAUAUAUUACUUCAUCACAUGUUUGCUAUUUCCUUUUUUUUCUUUUUUUUCUACUCAUCUAAGUUUUCUACUUUUUGUUUCUCGGCCGUGGUGCUACAAUCAAGUGAAUAACUCUGCCCCCGUUGAGAGGAAGAGGAAAAAAAAUGGCUUUCUGAGCAAAAGAAAGUUUGUCACGGACGUCUGUAACUGAGUUUGUUUUUCAAUACAUGAAGCCGCAAUCCACUUAAACAGGGAAGUCAUUAUGUUAAUAGAGUUUUACACAGUGGAUCCUUUGCUCCUGAACCUACAGUCCAGAGAGCGUGAAGCUGCUGAUGGCGGUCGUGACAGAAGCAUGUGGAUGUACCUGAACUGGCUGCUGCUGCUCAGCUGAGGACAGUUUGAAGAUGAUGUUACAUUCCACGUUGUUUUUUUUUGCUGAGAUGUGUCCUCUUUGGAGGGCGUUUAUUUACAUAGAAAUCGAUAUAUUAUUCUGCUGGUCCUGCUGUAGAAACCCUAGAAUUGACACCAAAACAAAUAUAGACGUUGGAAUUAACGCUUGUCUCAGUACUAUAUCGGGCUAAUUUGUUUUUUCCCCACUAUACCACAUUUAUGAAGAAAUGUUAACCAUGAAGUAUUAUAGAAGGGACAAAUCAUUAUGUUGAAUAAUGUGUUUUUCGAGCAGUCUAACCUUGUUUAUAGACACUUUUUUUUUUAAUGUUGUGUGGCCUAUUUGUUUUUUGUAUAUUUCUUUUUAUUAUUACUUUCUUUUAAUGCUAUGCUUAAUGUUAGGCUAUUACUUUGGUUGUUUUUUUUCCCCUCUUCUCGUGAAAUAGCUCAUGAACUUUCAACAUGUGUUUAUGUGCACCAUUGUGCUUGACUUGCUUUGUUGGAAAAGAAAAAAAGAGAAAAAAAAAAGAAAAAAAAAAGGGUUUUCAACGCAUUAAAAUGAUAUGUAAUACAGCGCCA
Messenger RNA from Stegastes partitus (bicolor damselfish), 3074 nucleotides. RefSeq names its product pre-B-cell leukemia transcription factor 1-like. Gene Ontology annotation, cellular component: nucleus. Gene Ontology annotation, biological process: regulation of DNA-templated transcription. The annotation marks the transcript as partial. Lineage: Eukaryota; Metazoa; Chordata; Actinopteri; Pomacentridae. Gene Ontology annotation, molecular function: DNA binding; DNA-binding transcription factor activity, RNA polymerase II-specific. The record is from RefSeq and is a predicted model, not a curated record. The transcript is spliced from 7 exons.